AUGGGCAUAUGCGGACUUUUAGGCCUGCUAAAGCCCAUACAGACCACAAAGCAUCUGUCUGACUUCGCGGGGCAGACACUUGCCCUCGAUGCGUAUGUCUGGUUGCACCGAGGGAUUCAUACUUGUGCCACUGAGCUUGCUACAGGGAAGAGUACUAAAAAGUACGUUGACUACGCGAUGCAACGCAUUCGACUCCUCCGCCAUCAUAAGAUACAACCUUAUGUCGUGUUCGACGGCGGGCCAUUGCCCGCCAAACGAAGUACAGAGAGGGACCGCAAACAGAGAAGGGAGGAGAAUUUAGCGAAGGCCAAAGCUCUGGCUGCAGAGGGAAAGCACUCCCAAGCUCGAGAAUUCUAUGGCAAAUGUGUGGAUGUAACACCCCAAAUGGCGUUCCAACUUAUCAAGGCACUCCGAGCAGAAGGGGUACAAUACAUUGUUGCGCCUUACGAAGCAGAUGCCCAGAUGGCUUACCUGGAGCGCAUAGGGCUCGUCGACGGUAUUAUCACAGAAGAUUCUGAUCUGCUAGUAUUCGGAUGCCGCAACGUUUUGUUCAAGUUCGAUUUCGCGUCUAGCACAGUUGCUUACGUUUCCCGGGCAGACUUUGGUUCAAUAACCGCUGCAGAGGGAGGAAUCUCUCUUGUGGGCUGGACGGAUACCCAAUUUCGAGCUAUGGCAAUCCUCAGUGGCUGCGACUACCUUCCCAGUAUUCCUGGUAUUGGAUUGAAAACUGCGUGGUCGCUACUUCGGAAACAUCGUUCUAUUGGACAAGUCGCACGUGCAUUGAGAUUGGAGGGCAAAAAAACCGUUCCAAAAGAUUAUCUGGAGGCUUUCAGACUGGCCGAAAAGGUAUUCUUGCAUCAACGAGUUUACUGUCCACUGCAGGAAAAGCUCGUCAAUCUCACGGACAUACCCGUGGAGGAACGUUACGAUGCUGAGGUAGAGGCAUUUAUCGGCAGGUGUUUGACGAGUCGUCUAAUAUUCAUACUCUGUUACUAA
This is a messenger RNA of Pisolithus orientalis, 996 nucleotides long. Its product is annotated as PIN domain-like protein. Gene Ontology annotation, cellular component: nucleus. Lineage: Eukaryota; Fungi; Basidiomycota; Agaricomycetes; Boletales; Pisolithaceae. The record is from RefSeq and is a predicted model, not a curated record. Gene Ontology annotation, molecular function: 5'-3' DNA exonuclease activity; metal ion binding; DNA binding. Bases 1 to 996 code for a protein of 331 amino acids. Gene Ontology annotation, biological process: DNA double-strand break processing; DNA recombination; mismatch repair. The transcript is spliced from 3 exons.